AAUAUUUCUUUAUGAAGCAGAGCAGCAGUUCAAGCUUCGUAGAACUGAUGCCAUGGGCCGCCUGUGUAUACGGCCCUCUCAUUGACAUCGUAGCAUCCCCCAGUCUCGCUGUCACCUAUAAGCCCACGUGGUCCUAAGGAUCGUCUUGUCGUGGAUAGUUAUUUCUAUUGAGUGUGGAAUGAUAAAGAAUUUUAAAGUAAUUCCAACACUACGUUGAGGUUUUACACUUCACAUAACAUUUUACAUGAAAGUACAGCCCAAAGAACUUACACUAAUUUCAGUAAUUUUCUAAAUAGAAACAGAUGUCUCUGGAAAGCAAAACAGGAUUUGAGGCAAGUCUUUGAUCUGCUGUUUGAUAAACGUGUAGGAGUUUAUGGUCUCGAGUGAGGUAAUUGAAACGCGGCUCCUGUGUGUGAGUCCUUAGCUCUGGUAGCCCCACGCAGUUUAGCUGGGAAACCAGGCCAAGCCUCCCUGGGAAGCGGGCGGAGGCAGUCACAGCAUCUCUAGAAGAGGCAGGCCUGCGGAGGGUGUUGUUGAUGGUGUCGUUUACUUAGAAAUGUAGAAGGAGGAACACAUCUACAGUGAAGUAGUUCUGGCUGUCCCCAAAUAGGUGCUCGGCACAUGCUUUUCGGUCCUUUCUGUCACCAGUGUGGCUGGUUGGAUUCAGCGGGGAAGGGCAGAAGGGAAGGCAGCCUCACAAGAAAUUGCUACGUUGGACCACAGCUGAAGACCUGCCUGAAGGCCUGGUACUCUGGAGUGGCAGCCACCUGUUGCAUUCCUGGUCUACUUUGCUAUAAUGUGAAGAAAUGGCAGAAUACAGCCUGCGGAUGAGUUACACGUGUUCCGUAGUCCCAGUCUAGCAAGCCUUGCAACCCUCCCCAGCCAGCCCCAAAUGUCUUAGUUCUUGGCGGAAAGUAUAGUCCCUUUGGUACUACAGUUCCACUCGGGUCAGAUAGGCCUCUCCAGGCAACAUGUCGUCUGGAUUUAAGCAGCCUUUGCCAACACUUCUCUUUGCCAAAUCUCUCUUCUUGAGCAUUGUCCUUUUUCUUAAUUCUGGAAAGUUGCCAUCCCUUCGGUUUGGUCCCAGAAUGGAUUCAAGCUGACUGAUGUAGAAAAUGUUGUUUCAGUUCCUUCUAGCCCACCAUCAUGGUCCAGGCACAUUGAAUCUGUGGUGAGAAGGAGUGGGCAGCCCCGGCCUGUGGACACAGAGGAACAGGGAGAACCUGCCAUGGCCUCUCCUGUGGAACAGUGUGGCGGGGACAGUGCAGUGACCAUGGCCUCCAAGCAGGACCCAGUUGCUGCUGGGCCCCAUUCAGUGAUGUAUUCCUCAGGGCCAGGCACGACAGGUGGGGCUGGUUCUCAGAGAACCGUGUUCUUGGGAAUCUUCCCCCCUGUCACUCACAACCAGAACAUUCCCUGACCAGCUCCUCUCAGCCAUAGCGUGGGGUACAGGGUUUGUGUUUCACUGACUGCCGCGCCUGUCUUCUUUAGGAAAGUGAGCGUGGCAGUUCCAGAAAUCAGAAUAUUUCUCUGACCACAUCUCAGUCACCCUUAUAAAGCUGCCUGUGACCCAUUGUACAUCUAACCCAAAAAUACCAUUUUCAGAGUGUUAGUAUGGUCUGUAUGCUGUUCUUUCUUUGAGGGAGUGAGUACAUAGCAUUUCUCAGAGGAGAACUCCCUACCAAAACAGCUUUAGCCUUCCUUUGCAAGGGGGUUUUAUUUUAAUGGCAAAGAAAAUACUUUUCCACCUUUUUUCUAAAUAGGUUUAUUUCUGUCUCUGCAAGUGCUCAUUCUCUCCAGUAUACAGGCCCUACUCGUGGAGGACUGUAAUCAGCAUUCAUUUGGGAGAUAGUGUGAGAGGAGCCAAAUGAGGAAACGCAUCUGCCGGCUGGUUUGGGCCAAAAGAGGAAGGCAGGAGGGAGAGGUUCAUUUUCCAGACACUGAGAGAGCAGAAUGGCUAAAUAAGACUGUAAAACACAUGUGGCCUUUUAUUUGCCAGUUUAUAGAGAAGUUGUUUCGAGAAACCAUAGAGCCAGCUGUUCGAGGAGCAAACACCCACCUCAGCACCUUUAGUUUCACAAAAGUUGAUGUGGGUCAGCAGCCACUCAGGAUCAAUGGUGUGAAGGUGUACACUGAAAAUGUGGACAAAAGGCAAAUUAUUUUGGACCUUCAAAUUAGUUUUGUAGGAAACUGUGAGAUUGAUUUGGAGAUCAAGCGAUAUUUUUGUAGAGCUGGUGUGCAAAGUAUACAGAUUCAUGGUACAAUGCGGGUGAUCCUGGAACCGUUGAUUGGAGACAUGCCCUUAGUGGGAGCCUUGUCUAUCUUCUUCCUUAGGAAACCACUGAUAGAAAUUAAUUGGACAGGACUGACUAAUCUUCUCGAUAUCCCUGGAUUAAAUGGUCUGUCAGAUACCAUCAUUCUGGAUAUAAUAUCAAACUAUCUGGUGCUUCCCAAUCGGAUCACCGUUCCUCUUGUCAGUGAAGUUCAAAUAGCACAGUUGCGGUUUCCUAUACCAAAGGGUGUCCUAAGGAUACAUUUUAUCGAAGCUCAGGACCUUCAGGGGAAAGAUACUUACCUUAAGGGACUCGUCAAGGGAAAGUCAGACCCCUAUGGGAUUAUUCGAGUCGGCAACCAGAUCUUCCAAAGCAAAGUCAUCAAAGAGAACCUCAGUCCGAAGUGGAACGAGGUAUACGAGGCUUUAGUCUAUGAACAUCCCGGACAGGAAUUAGAGAUUGAGCUCUUUGAUGAAGACCCGGACAAGGAUGACUUCUUAGGAAGUCUUAUGAUUGAUCUUAUUGAAGUUGAAAAGGAGCGCCUUUUAGAUGAAUGGUUCACCCUGGACGAGGUCCCAAGAGGAAAGCUGCACUUGAAACUGGAGUGGCUCACGUUGAUGCCAAAUGCUUCAAACCUCGAUAAGGUGCUGACAGACAUCAGGGCUGACAAAGACCAAGCCAAUGAUGGUCUUUCCUCUUCGUUGCUGAUCUUGUAUUUGGAUUCAGCAAGGAACCUUCCGAGUAUCUACGAGGGAAACUUUGGGUGUGGCUACUUAAAAGAGAGGCGAGCGUCGGGACUAGUGUUUUGUGAAAAUACUACCUCAGUCUAUAGAGCACUAUUUUCAGGGAAGAAAAUAAACAGCAAUCCAAACCCUCUUGUCCAGAUGUCAGUUGGACACAAGGCCCAGGAGAGCAAGAUUCGGUACAAAACCAAUGAACCUGUAUGGGAAGAAAACUUCACCUUCUUCAUUCACAAUCCCAAGCGCCAGGACCUUGAAGUCGAGGUCAAAGAUGAACAGCAUCAGUGUUCUCUGGGGCACCUGAAGAUCCCUCUCAGUCAGCUGCUUACCAGCAAUGACAUGACCAUGAACCAGCGAUUUCAACUCAGUAAUUCAGGUCCAAACAGCACUCUGAAGAUGAAGAUCGCCCUCAGGAUACUCCACCUUGAAAAGCCAGAAAGGUCCCCAGACCACCAACACUCAGCUCAAGUAAAGCGACCCUCUGUUUCCAAAGAAGGGAGAGAAAUAUCUGUCAGAUCUCACGCGUCCGCAUCGCCGGGCUCCGGUGAUGGCAGCACAGCCCCGUGCACACCAGUCGUCGGGGGCAGCGAUAAGCCUGGCGUGGAAGAGGGGGCCCAGCCUGUGGAGGCCAGCCCCCAAGGCCCACGAGACCUGGGCAGGAGCUCGUCCAGCCUCCAGACCAGUGCCACCUGCUCCCCCAGCCACAUCUCCGUUAAGGAGCCCACUCCAAGCAUAGCCUCAGACAUAUCCCUGCCCAUCGCCACCCAGGAGCUUCGACAGAGGCUGCGGCAGCUAGAGAAUGGGACGACACUGGGGCAGUCGCCCCUGGGGCAGAUCCAGCUGACCAUCCGACACAGCUCGCAGAGAAACAAGCUUGUGGUGGUCGUGCACUCCUGCAGAAAUCUCAUUGCCUUCUCUGAAGAUGGCUCUGACCCCUAUGUCCGCAUGUAUUUGUUACCAGACAAGAGGAGGUCAGGAAGGAGAAAAACACACGUGUCAAAGAAAACACUGAACCCCGUGUUUGACCAGAGCUUUGAUUUCAGCGUUUCAUUACCAGAAGUACAGAGGAGGACACUGGAUGUAGCAGUAAAGAACAGUGGUGGCUUCCUGUCCAAAGACAAAGGGCUUCUUGGCAAAGUGUUGGUCGGUCUGGCAUCCGAAGAACUGGCCAAGGGCUGGACCCAGUGGUACGACCUCACAGAAGAUGGCACGAGACCACACGUGGUGACGUAGUCCCUGCCGGGCACGAGGAGCCCCGCCGGCGUGCCAACCACCUUCGUGCGCUCGCAGCGCACCCUCCCACAGACGUACCAAUAUUGUUUUUAUAAUUUCAAUGUAUUUAGUUAUACAUAUCUUAAUAGUUUUAUAAAACAUGUUGACGUUUUAGGCAUAUUUGGCCAAUAUUAUCAUUAAAUUUUAUAUGUUUAAUUUCCUGUAGUAUUUGCCAGUUAUUCUAGCAUAUGAUAGGGUAGUAGUUAGUUACUGUGUCGCAUAAGGCUGUAUGUCUGUCGUAUCGAUGAGGAAGCAGAUCUAUGUAUAUGCUUUACUGUUGCCUUGUUUUGUACAUCGCUGAGGUACACUCUGCCAUGUAAAUAGACUAUUUUUUAUAAUCUCUACCUGCUGGUUUGAACUCUGAAGAAAAUGGAUUAAGGAAAUAUAUUUUUUUUCUAAGACUUAUUAAAUUCUUAUGACACAUAACCAUUUUGUCUUCACAGGAAAAGUUCUCAGUGACCAAUUUUGUGGUAUUUUCUUUUUAAAAAGAAAAGCUGAAAGACUAAAUAUUAAAUAAGUAUAGUUCUGCCCAUCACGAAUGAAGAAAAUAUUCAAAAUAUUACCACUUUUAUAAAUAUAAAUAUGUAUUUUUGAGAAGUCAGAUGAAGUGCUUCUAAGGAAAAAUGUGUAACUGAGUAAUACAUAAUACUAAGAGGAUGUCAUGUCAUCAUGGUGCACUAACUUGAAGUUUCUUACAUGAAAUGUCUUAAUUGCUUGAUAGAAUGUAUUCAUGAAAUAGUAUGCAGAUACACAGUUAUACUUCCUAAAAUACAACCCAAAUUUUCAGUGUUAGCAGUUAGGCUAUUGUGAAAUAGUCGGUCAUAAGGUUUGUUAGUUUUCAGCGUUUUCCCAGCCUGUGAAGACAGAGACAGGCUCACGUGGUCACCAUAAAGUUUGUGGGGUGGAUCUGGGUAAGGAGGAAAUUGUUUUAAAAACCAACAGCUCAUUCAUUCACCAGUCAGUGUGACAUCAUACGUUGACAGAACCCCUGAGGUGGCGUUGGCUUCCUUUUGCCCAACACAGAGGCCACUGUUGGGGCCACAGGGUUCCAGCACGGCGGCUGGUGAUUGUAAUUAACCGUUUCCGGGGUUUCCUCACUUUAUGCCGUGACUGACCUCCGUAUUGGGAUAUUGUUAUACAGUUUUUGUUUUGCUGUUUAGAUUACUAAGAGCAUGUUUUACAUCCUCAAGUCCCAGACCUCUUGGGGGUUGAGGCUCCGUGGCAGUGUCUAAGCCGUGCACGCCUGUGAGAAACACGCACGGACUCAGAAAGAGUUUUCAGUAUGUUAAGCUGUAUGGUGCAAAUGAGUCCUUAGCUAUCAGAACAUUCUGAAAUCAUGUGUGAGGACAUUGGGGAAAUCGAGCUUUGUGGUUGAAACUGGGGAUCUUACCAUGAAUCACUCCACGGACUCGUGGGCGGCCCGUGUGACCAAACACACCAAAGUGCCUGUGGUGGAUGCUGGUUGUUACCUUGCGUACUUCUGCCUGCCAAAAGAUCUUACCCUUCUCUUAGUUCACACUUUAAACCGGAGGUUUAUAUAUAAUGGAGCCUAUAGCCUCACAACACAGUUCAUGUAAUCAUAAAGACCAGUGUAAUCUCCCUGCUUCCUACUUGAUGGAACUUCACUAUAAAGCCUCAUUAUAAACCAUUUCCCAUGUUAAUGUACAGGAGGAAGUGGAUGAAUAUAUUGGUGCCCACAAAACAUUUAACUGCGGUGGUGUUUCAGCAGCGCGAUAAAGGCAGGUAAUUAGUAAACCUAGUCGUCGGUCCAUGGUAUUAGAUUUAUUGAAGAUUUUUUUUCAAUUGAGUCUGUUGAAGGGCCUCUGGCAUAAUCUAUAAAAAGCGAACGACCGCUCACUGGAAUUUACAAUACCAGUAAUUUUUACCAACAUCCUGAACAUCUGGGUUUUGCCUUGUGCUCACCUUGCGGUAUGUAUUCACCUUAUGCAGCGCUCUAAGCAAUUAGGCAAAAUAAGUACAAGGAAGAGUAUAAAGCCAGUGGCAGCAUGACACCCGCCUUGUGCCGCAGGGACGGAGGAGCCUGGAGAUGGACCUUGGCAGCGGGCUUCCUUCUCUUUAGAAGGAAAGGGACGAUCCUGAGGACGUAAAACAAAAAAACCUUUCCAGGUGUGAUUCUGUCCUUCAUGGCCAAAUGAGCGGUCAGUGGGAAGCUCUGGUAUUCCGUGGGAAGGACUGAGAAUUCCGCUCACGGCCGGACUCCGCACUCCAGGGUCCCCAGAUCGGCAUCCCUGCUCCUUAAUGACCGAUUCGUCUAGGAAAAGGGAACGUUAACUUCUCUGUACUGAGCCGAAUCAAUGGGAGGAAAAUUAACUUACACAGAUUUGAGUUCUGUUUGUCCAUGUGGGUUGCUUCUCCUGUGCCUUAGCGUACGGAAGUGUGACGCCGGUGUUUCCAAGUUCCAGAUCGUUGCUGUACUCACGGCAGCUCUGUUCUGUGCUACGAGAUAGUGUUCGUCAGGAGGUCAGCCCUUUUUCUUCAGGAACCGAAGCUCAGUGGAGACCAGCGUAUAUGCGCGUUUAUACUCGGGCUGUCCGCCACUGCAGAUGGAAAACAGCAGAGGGCUUUUUUAAAUUGUUAUUAGAGAAUGUCCUUUUUGAUCAACUAAUUUUACAUGACAGUGCAUGUAUUUAUUCAAUAAACUCUUACGUUAGCUCA
This is a messenger RNA of Felis catus (domestic cat), 6961 nucleotides long. It is a transcript of the gene ESYT2, whose product is annotated as extended synaptotagmin 2. NCBI's taxonomy places the organism in Eukaryota, Metazoa, Chordata, Mammalia, Carnivora, Felidae. Gene Ontology annotation, molecular function: lipid binding. The coding region runs from base 1868 to 4246 and encodes 792 amino acids. The transcript has 23 exons. Gene Ontology annotation, biological process: lipid transport. The record is from RefSeq and is a predicted model, not a curated record.